This is a messenger RNA of Entrophospora sp. SA101, 384 nucleotides long. Lineage: Eukaryota; Fungi; Glomeromycota; Glomeromycetes; Entrophosporales; Entrophosporaceae. The record is from the annotation of a GenBank genome assembly.
AUGUUAAUUAUUAAUUAUUAUAAUCAAUUAUGUGAAUAUGGUUAUACACAAUUAGCUAAAGAUAUUGCAAAAGAAACAGAUAGUCAAACCGAUUUGACACCUAGUUCUAAAUUAUCAGAAUUACUUUACAUUGUAAAAUUACAAGAUGAAGAAAAUGAUGAAGAAGAAAUGAAACCAUGUGAACCACCAAUUGAUGACGAGCCUGAUAGUAGUAGCAGUGCUACUGAAGAUGGAAAAACUGAAAUUUGUAUGAAAACAGGAAAAUAUGCUGCAACUGGAUCUGUUGAUGCCUCACUUAAAGUUUUAGACACAUCUAAAAUGAAUAGUCGCUCUGACGAAGAUAGGCCAGUCAUAAGAACAUUAUAUGAUCAUCUUGCCUGUUAA